CCCCCCCCGGUUAUGGUGGGGCCGGGAGCGAUGGGACUCAUCGGGUCCGCUUCUCUUGCCCCCCCCCUCCCCGCUCUGGAGUUGGGGCUGAGCGUCCUGUACACGCUCCUCUACGCCGGCCUCUUCCUCUUCACUUACCUGCAGCUUUGGCUGCUCUUCUACUACCGGGAGAAGCGGCUCAGCUACCGCACCGUGUGCCUCUUCCUUUGCCUGCUGUGGGCAGCGCUGCGCACCGUCCUCUUCUCUUUCUACCUGCAGACGUCCACGCGAGCCGUGGAGCUCCGGCUCCAGCCUUUCCCACACUGGUUGCUCUUCUGCUUCCCGGUCUGCCUGCUCUUCGCCACCAAUUGCCUCCUCAACCUCUACUUCGCCGAGGUUAUUUUCAAAGUCAAGUGCGCAGCUGAGUUCAACAAAUACAAGACUUUCUUGUACAUGGGGUCUGUAUUUAUCAGCCUCCUCUUCAUCUUUGUGAACCUGACAUGUGCAUUAUUGGCACAAGAUAAUGUUCCAGAGGAUCAGCUAAGGUGGACAGUUUUUGCCCGGGCCUUGAUCAAUGAUAGUCUCUUCAUUCUUUCGGCCAUCUUGUUAGCUUGCUGCAUGUGCAAACUUUCCAAAGUGUCUUCAGCCAAUGUUUACCUCGAGUCCAAGGGCACAUCUCUCUGCCAAGCUCUCCUUGUGGGUUCUGUUGUCAUCCUCUUACACUCUUCAAGAGCUUUUUAUAAUUUGGUGGCAGUAGUGAUCACUCCAGACCAUGCACCUAGUCCAUUCAACUAUGGUUGGGAUAAUCUUUCAGAUAAGCUUCAAGGAAAAGAAGUUAACGGUGAGGAGUACGUAGUCUUUGGUGUGGUGCUUUUUCUCUGGGAGUUCGUGCCAACCAUAUUUGUGGUACUCUUCUUCCGAGCACAGAGAUUGGCCCAAAAUUUGGCACCUGCUGGAAUGAUCAACAGUCACAGUUACAGUUCACGAGCCUAUUUCUUUGAUAAUCCAAGAAGAUAUGACAGUGAUGAUGACCUCCCAAGGCUUGGUGGAGGAAGCUUGGCUACUCCUCAGAAUUCUGGGUGGUAUGGCUCUCUGACAGGGAGCGACAGCUGCAUCAUGAUUCCACCUUUGGUUGCACCCCCAAUGGAUGUUGCUCCACUGCUCUUCAGCCAUGAAAGCUUGGAAUCCAGAAGUCAUCACAGUUCACAUCCAAAGCCACCAAACUAAUCAUAGAGUAGCUUUGGGGGAAGGGUUCCUGUAAGGUGUGAAGAACCCUUUAGGACCAGUCUUUUCUUUACAAUUGAUAACUGCAACCUGGUUAGAGAAAAAGAAAUCCUAAAAUCCUAGGAUUGAAAGGACAUUGCCCUGAAGGUGUUGUAUGAAUCUUGGGCCUGGAGGAAUUCCCAGUGACCUUCAGGUUCCCCCUAAUGCAUAUAGUAUUUUCCAAUGAUCUUCUAAUAUGGGAAUGGAACAAUAUUGGCUCAUAGCUCUGCACUUUGGACUGGAGGGACCAAUUGUUGCUAUGUGGUACUGGAAAUAACAGAAGCCAAAGGAGAGCAUAUUCUGAAAGCAUUCUAUUUUAUUGGCCAACAGACCAUGACUGUUGUCCAGAUGGAUAUUUGCACUUUUAAUCAACCAUUUCCAAGGGAUAAUUCUCUUCCCUCCCAAUCUUUCUUCUCCAAUGGCAUGAAAUGUCUGUUCCAGACAACACUUUUAAAUUGCACAUCUCUGGUUGGGAAACUUGUUCUGUCUUCCUAUGGUGACAAACAACUCUACAUAUUUAACAGUGGAAACUUUUGAAAGGGGGGUGGGAUGAAGAAUCUCUUUUGCUUUUAAAUUCUUGGAGAGCAUUUUACAAGUAUGGCACAAGUGCCAGUCUCACAAGGCUAACAUAGCUUGUGGUUACGUUUUGCCAUCAAUAAUUACUGAGAUUGCUAGAGCAAGCCCCAUUGUUGCAUGUGUUGUUAUAUUCCCUGCAGCGUCCUUGUGUUGUUUUGGCCUAUUUCUAGCAUUACAGUAAUAACUUCAUUUUCAAUAACAGUAAUUUAUUUUAUACUGGAAAAGCAGAUUCAGAGUGGGUUACAGAUAGGGUGGACCUAUGAGAAUUGUGGGCUUGUUUGGGGUGAUGCAUAGCCAACUGGCACAGAUGUCCUUCACUGCUUUGUCUGGCAGCUGCUUUGAUGUUCCACAAUGGAAUGAAAGCAAGACUGAUUUCUUUGCAACCACAGAGAUGUAAAUUGCUCCUGGAUUGCUUAACCACCACCCAAGAGCAUCAUUCUCUGGUACUGUGAAAACAACUGUUUGAAAUGUGAAGCAAAGUCUUUUUUUUUUCUUCCACCUACCAAGGAAACAGUAGUAGGCAAUGAGAUCACCAAGAAGUGAGGCAAGCAGGGGAAGAUAAGGGCAACUGUAGCCAUGGAUGCAUCUCCUGAAAGAUUUGCAGUUAGAUCCAGCCUAGUAGAAAGUGUUAAUUAUAUCUGCCCCCACUCAGAAGUGUGCAAUUCCUAUUUAUACUCCAGGCAGCAGAGGCUUCUAGAAGUAUUUUUUAGAUUUGCCGUUCUCAACUUGAUGACCUUUAGAUGUGUAACAUCAUCUUCCAGUGUCUUCUUGCUGCUUGGGAAUUAUGGGAGACAUAGCCUUUAAUGCACCUGGAAGAUUUAAGGAUGGAGAAGCUUGGGAGAAUGUGGAAAACUCAAGUACAUCCAUUUUUAACUGGAAUUAGAACUACUGUAUAUCUUCUACUAGUGUUAACAGCCAUAAUUUCACAAAUGGCUUCUGACAACAGUAUUGUCUUGAAGCUUUGGGAUUAAUCUUUUCCUUACAACCAAUAACUUCAACCUGCUUAGAGCAAAAGAAAUCCUAAAGUUUUAGAAUUGAAAGGACCUUUCCGUAAAGGUGGUGUUUGAAUCUCAGCCUGGUGGAACUUUUGGUGACUUCCAGGUUUCUCGAACACGUUUUUGGUGAAUCUGCAUAUGGUGGGACCAAAUGCAUUUUAUUCCCUUGUGAAAAGAGUACAUGUGCCUAUAUUGAAUAGAACUGUUGGAUCCCACACGCUCCUAGUUGAAAAGAAACUUAAAACACUAUCCGAAUGUUACAACAGGGACAAAUGAACCUAUUGCCUUCAAGAAGUGAAUUAAAACCCCUAGUAUCUCCAGUGAUAUAGCCCACAAAGAAGAUUACCAGUAUGGCUUACCAUCCUUAAAUGAAAGUGUGAGCCAGUUUGGUAUGGUGGUAAGGCAUCUGGUUAGAAACUAGGAGGCAAUUCUAGUCCCAUCUUGGGCACAAAACCAGCUGGGUGACUUUGGGCCAGUCCCUCCCUCUCAGACAUAGGAAGGAGACAGUGGCAAUCCAUUUCUGAAAACCUUGCCAAAAAUGCAGGGUCUUGUACAGGCCCUGGGAGUCAAGACUGAUUUGAAGAUAUUUCUCCCCCCCCCCAAAAAAAGUCUGGGAAAUAAUUUCUUGGACUGUAUGUUUAGCAUUUCACUUCAAUAAGGAUUUUAAAACUGAAUUGAAGUUAUCAGCUGUGGGUGAAUGAUUCCAAAUGAAAUGUUUGUUUUUUUUCUAAUCAUUUCUCCCUCUGUUACUGCUAACGUUUUUACAACUCACUCCUUGGCCAAAGAGUAGCUAUGGGAUAGACUUUUGAAGUUCUUGAAUUUCCAUAGCUGCUUUCUAAUCAAUUAAUACUAAAUCUCUGUAAAGAUGGCUACACUGGCAAGCCUGUCAGUUCUUCAUCUUCUUCACUACAAGGCACAUAAACUCAAGAUGAUGUGGAGAUCCUCCCUGCAUAAUUAGAUGGAUUUCCUGAUGUCGAAUAGGAUUGUGAUGAGGAGCACUAUCCAUCUGGAGCGAAGACUGGUUAUCAAACCAGAAGAGUGUUUCUCAACCUUGACUACUUUUAAGAGGUGUGGGCUUCAACUCCCCAGAAAUACCUCCCAUGGCUGGCUAGAGACUUCUGGGAGUUGAGGUCCACAUCUCUUUAAAGUAGCCAAGACUGAAAAACUGAACUACAGCAAGAGAGUUGGUGUGUGUAAAACAUCCAUCUCCACUAUGGUGUCUGUAAAUAGAUUGGCACUGCAGCUGCCUGGGGUCAUAAUGGAGGAAAUCUAAGAGUUGAGAGUCUCCAUACAUUUGGAAGAAGCCAGGUUGGGGAAGUCUGGCAUAAAUUGUAAGAGAUGGCUGCAAAACUGUUGGGAGGAAUUUGAGGUGCUUCAUUUUUCAAAUCUCAAAGCUGUUUCACCUCAGCUGCAAUGCAAGUAGAUUGUAUGUUCUGCAGUUAACAGCUGCAGAGCCCUUUUAAUUCCUCUUGAGUUAGGCUGGACCACUGAGUUGACUUCCCUGGAUGUGCUAGGUAUAGCUUCAGGUAUUAAUCGCAUAUGCACAGCAGUAAGCAUUUCACAUGUGCUGGGAGAACUAUUUGCUGCACAAUGUUCAAAAUUUGGGGUAGGAAGAAGAGAGGUAAUUUUUCAGUAUUGACACAUGAAACGAGUUAUUUCAAACAUUCCUUGAGCAUAUUACUAUAAGGCUCUGCUCUUAAGACCUCUCUCCUUCCCUCCCUGCUUAACUGGUCCUUGACUUGUAGCAAAAAUUUAGCCAAGAUUUGAAUUGUCUGCCUUUUUUUUUCAACAAGCCACCAAAGACUAGUUGAGCUACUCCUUUUUCUGCCCCAAAUAUCUUGACUUUCUCCUUUAUCAGUUUUAUAAUGCACUUGGAGCACUUUAAGUUUGUUUCUUGGGAGGGAAAGCUAUUGCAUGAAGGCCAGGGGGACUCUGUCUUUGCACUGAAUUGCAUUGAAUGAAGAUGGCUGUUCCUUCCAGUCAUAAGCUGAGUUUCUUUAUUAAAGCGUUUGAGUCCAUUUUAUUCACAUGGCUUUUGAAAUUCUGACUGCAUUGAAGAGGGCCAGUCUUGUGUUUUAUUUAUAUCCGUUAACUACUUUUUAUAUAUAAUCAAGAAAUUAAGCCUUUAUCAAGAAUGGGUAUUUUAGGUAUGUUUUGUUUGACACUAUUUGCCUGUUUUCUCUCCAAUCAUUGGAGAGGCUAAAAGAGGCAACCCUGGCUCUACCAUGUUCAUUUCCUUCUCUUGAAUUGUAAUGUUACAUUUUAAAAUAAAGAGGCUUGUUUUUAUCUUGUGAAAA
Messenger RNA from Pantherophis guttatus, 5110 nucleotides. It is a transcript of the gene GPR137C, whose product is annotated as G protein-coupled receptor 137C. Gene Ontology annotation, biological process: positive regulation of TORC1 signaling. The record is from RefSeq and is a predicted model, not a curated record. Gene Ontology annotation, cellular component: lysosomal membrane. Lineage: Eukaryota; Metazoa; Chordata; Lepidosauria; Squamata; Colubridae.